This is a messenger RNA of Bombus pyrosoma, 473 nucleotides long. Its product is annotated as leukocyte elastase inhibitor-like. Gene Ontology annotation, molecular function: serine-type endopeptidase inhibitor activity. The transcript is spliced from 2 exons. Lineage: Eukaryota; Metazoa; Arthropoda; Insecta; Hymenoptera; Apidae. The coding region runs from base 55 to 339 and encodes 94 amino acids. The record is from RefSeq and is a predicted model, not a curated record.
AACUUUAUUUAUUAACUUAAUUUUAUUUAUUAAUUUUAGCUUGGAUUAAGUACAAUGUUCAAACAUAGUGCAAAUUUCAGUCGUAUUUCCAAUAAGCCACUUAUAGUUGAUAAAAUUUUGCAUAAAGCAAUUAUAGAAGUUAAUGAAGCAGGUACUGAAGCCGCGGCUGCAACAGUUGUUCAGAUGAGACUUCGACGUAUGGCACAUUUCAAGGAACCAGAACAAUUUAUAGUCGAUCGGCCUUUCAUGUUUAUAAUUGAAUAUAAACCGAAAAAUAUACCUCUUUUUAUCGGAAAUAUACGGGAUAUACAAAUUACUCCCCAAAAAGAUGAAUUAUAAAUUCUUUCUACAUCAAUGAAGAGUGUAACACUGGAUUGAAGCAAAUAUUUCUGUUUAUACAUACAUAUAUAAUAUAAUACAUUUAUGCUACAUAAAUGUAAAAAUUGUACAAAAGAAACGUGAUUCAAAAGUUA